AUGUUUGACGUUGGCCAGGUUAUUGUUCUUACUGGAUUUCUAACUUCAUUAUUAACAAACUCAUUUUUAAUUUAUAUAACAUCAGUUCACAUUACCUGUAUUAAAGGUACAUAUACAGUGCGUUUUUUUCCACUUCUACGACUUUAAAGGGGGCGCAUUUACGCGCGAUGGUCCCGGCAUUGGUCUCGCCGCGCACCCCAAAAAUCAAUGGGUGGCGCGUGUCGAGACCAUCGCGCGUAAAUGCGCCCCCUUUAAAGUCGUAUAAGUGGAAAAAAAUGCACUGUAAGUAUAUGGUUAUCCUAUUUGCAAUUGCAUGUGUUAUUUUUGAUUUGUCAGAAGUUGUAGCUCGCCCACACAUUCAUAAUUUCAAUGGGAGCUUUACUUUUUUCAGUCAAAAUAUCAUUCCCAAUCCUCAAUUAUACUUUUACGUAAUUUUUAUUGAUUUGUAUGGUGGAUUAUUUUGCUCUCUUAUUGCUUUUAUUGCUAUUCAAUUCAUACUCCGAUGUGCAGUCCUCCUUUGUCACCAAACGCUUUUGAAGUCGUUCAAGGGAACAAUUUGUUUCAUUUGGGGGGUAGUAGUAAUUAUUCCAGGAUCUUUAUUUUGCAUCAGUGCUCUAAUAUUACUGCAACCAGAUGAGUAUUCUGAUAGCUAUGGAAGAGAAGAAUUUCAAAGUGUCUAUGGGAAGAAUGUUUCUGAGUUAGCAAGAUUAAUGAUAGUUGCAUAUGACGGAAAUGGAAAUAUUCGUUGGAAAAACUUAUUCUACUCUAUUAGCUAUCCUAUCUAUCCUUUACUCUAUCAUAAUAUUUUGUGCGGUAAAAAUGAAUAGAAGCAUCAAAAAGAAGAUGGAAAACGUGUCAACUCAACAUCGAAGAUUGGAAAAACAAUUUUUCAAAGCAAUCAUUAUUAAAAUAGUUUUCCCAACAGUAUUUCUCACAUUACCGAUGAUAGUGAUGUUGGGAACACCUAUUUUUGACUUAGAAAUUAGUUUUCAUUCAAAUAUUUUUCAUUGGGCACUGAGCUGGUAUCCAACACUGGACAGCAUUGCAAUUAUGUUAAUAGGCUCUGAAUAUAGGUGUUGUGUUAAAAAAGUGUUUGAAUGUUUGAAUAGGAUUGAUGUAAACUAUGAAGAUCCGCGCAUGAAUCAUUUCUAAUUUUGGAAAACUUGAAAUUCUAAUGCAACUAUAAUUUUAAAAAGCUU
Caenorhabditis elegans is the source of this 1199-nucleotide messenger RNA. The record is from the annotation of a RefSeq genome assembly. NCBI's taxonomy places the organism in Eukaryota, Metazoa, Nematoda, Chromadorea, Rhabditida, Rhabditidae.